Molecule: messenger RNA, 4815 nt
Organism: Mesorhabditis belari
Lineage: Eukaryota; Metazoa; Nematoda; Chromadorea; Rhabditida; Rhabditidae
Source: the annotation of a GenBank genome assembly
AUGGAAGGAAUUGCUGCAGCAUACGCAUUUUUAAAAACGCCACAACCAAAGAAAGUUUCCAAAGAGGCUCAGCUUUUUGUGGAUGAUGAACAAUUUUCUGCACGAAUGUAUUCGAUGGACGUUGUGUUGAUCAUUCCCAAACCGUCGUAUUCAGUGAAUCCAAAAUCUCUUCUUCGAUGUGUUGCUGAUACAAUCAAAAAGUGUCAUGCCAAGAAUAUUACUUUCAAAAGAAUGGUCCCUAUGCCUAAAGCCGAGUAUGAAGAGAAAGAAUAUGAGAUUUCGUUUUCUUGCGAAUUUGCUCUAGCUGGCCAUUCAGAUUUGGACGAUUUAACAAGGUGUCUUGCGACUCUCUACAAGGUGGCUCAUGAGUUUUGUCGUGAAACAGCCUACCUGCUUCAUGAUCAGCCAAAGUUAUCGUUGCCAGCGAUUAUGGAUAUCUGCACAGAAGAAUACAUUGUUCAUCAAAAUAUCCCAAUGAAAUCGAUUAUGGUUGGAAGUCUUGUAAAUCCGGGACUCUUUUUUGUGCGUGGUGACUACUUCACCCAGUUCAAUUGCCCAAGCAACCCAACGAUCCCCUUUCUAAAAGAUAGUAGACAAACCUAUGUUACUGGCCACCAAGAUUACCUCUCCUUUGCCACUUUUGAACAUGAUCGCCGUGAGUUGAAAAUAUGCUUUGGAGUGAAGAUCAAGCCUCAAGAGGAUGGAUUAAAUUUUGCUGGAUUCAUGCUGAAACUCAAAUAUGGCAACAUCGUUUCGAUAAACAUUGAUUGUACGAGUGAUUCGGAGACUUGUGUCUUCUUACAACUAAAACAUCCACCACAGCUGUAUGAAGCAAUUCCUCGACAACGAUCGAAGAAUCGACGAUAUAUGAAUUUGGAUCAAUGUCGAGACUGGGUUCGAGUGUUGUCCUGGCCUGGCUAUGAAAGAUCCCUGGGGUGCUCGAAAGAAACUCUUGGAAAUAGUUCACACGUUGGGUUGACCUUCAGCAACUAUGUCUUUGAUGCAAUGACAGAGAAAAUCUACAUUUCUGAGCCAGGCACCGACAAACAUCCACCCUCAACAUGGUUUUGGAUUGCCGCUCGAAUUGCUGCUCGAUCCAGAGCGCAGAUUUAUUUUUCAGCCAUCAAGCAAAUGCGCCGCAGCCCUCCUGUUAUUCGAAACAUACCGGAUAUUGGGUCAUUUCGAGCAAAUUAUGCAUUACACGCUUUGGUGACGCGAGGAAGUAGAGUCACAGAUCAAUUGUUUGAAUGUCAAGAAACAUCAACCGAAGAUCUAGCUGAAACUCCAUUCUUCCUUGCUGUUCGACGAGCCUUUCAGGAAUGUCCGGAGGCCUGUGAAUCGACUCUGGAAAACCUACUCUCCGGAAUCGACGAACUGCGAGUGAUGGACAUUAUGAGCGCUUUUGAUAAGAUCUACUGUGCUCGGUUCUCGGAAGUAAGAAAUGCUGUCCUCGAAGCAUCGUAUCGAAAUCUUCAUCCAAUGGAUAUUCUUCGCGAUUACAAAGAGAUUCCAAAGAAUUGUGUUUUUGUUCGAAAAGUUAUGGUUUGCCCCCAACGAACACUAUUUAUGUCACCAGAGGUUAUGCUUACUAAUCGAGUUGUUCGAUACUUUGGGGAAGAGUACGCAAUGAGAUGCGUUUUUCGUGACGAUUCUGGAUACACUCUGCAUACGAACGAGUUCUAUAUUGGCAAUAGUUCGAGCUUCCAAGAGAACCCGGAAAUUUUCACUCAAAUGAUCCGAAACACGAUGAUGGAGGGACUCAGGAUUGUCGAUCGAGAAUAUAAGUUUCUCGCUUGGAGUAAUUCACAGAUGCGUGACUAUGGAUGCUACUUGUAUGCUUCAAAAAUUGAUUCUCGUACUGGCAAAAGCUUUUUUACAAUUGAUUCAAUUAGAGCAUGGAUGGGUGACUUCUCGAUGUGCACUAGCGUGCCGAAAAUGAUGAGCCGUAUGGGACAAUGUUUCACACAAGCCCAACCGACCAUAAAGUUGCGACGAGAUGAAUGGGUUGUUGAGGAAGAUAUCGAAGGAGGAAGUGGACAUCCGGAGACGGGAGAAGACUAUUGUUUUUCGGAUGGAGUUGGUCGAAUCGGUAUGGAACACGCGGUGAUGAUUGCAAUUGCUCUUGAGUUGCCUUAUAUUCCAUCAUGCUUUCAAGUUCGCUUUAAAGGCUUCAAGGGUGUUCUGACGAUUGAUCGAGAACUAGACAAAUACGAUGGCCCGAAAGUGAUCUUCCGAAAAAGUCAAGAAAAGUUUCACGACAUACAGGAUGGUGACAGCUUGCUGGAGGUGGUGAAAUACUCAAUGUUCUCUCCUGUCUGCUUGAACCGACCACUUAUUAAUGUCAUCGAUCAAGUCGCUCACAAACAAGGAUCAGUUGUUCACCAACGAGUCUCUCGCACAAUUCAUCAAUAUCUUGAGAGGGAGCUUUCAACACUUACAAAAAUGUUGCUCGAUGAACAUGAAGCUGCGAUUGGGUUGAAUGCUCGACUUCCGCUUGCCAUUGACUUUGCUCGCAUACUACAAUGUGGAUUCAGUCUCACCGAUGAGCCCUUUAUUCGGCGACUUCUCCUUUCGGUCUACAAAUACAACAUCAUUCAACACCUAAGCAAGUCAAAGAUGAAAAUCUUUUUGCCGGUCAAUCUUGGCCGAACGAUGUAUGGAGUAGUUGAUGACUCGGGACUAUUGCAGAAUGGACAAGUGUUCAUUCAAUACUCAACACAUCGCAUUCGAGACAAACUUUUGCGCGGCACCAGCUCGAUGGCUCAGCUGAAGACAAAAAUUCAUAAAGGGUCUGUAUUGGUGUCAAAGAAUCCUUGCCGUGUGGGUGGUGAUGUGCGCAUUUUUGAGGCAGUCUAUCAGCCUGCUCUUGCUCAUCUUGUUGAUGUGAUUGUUUUUCCGAGAUACGGACCUCGACCACAUCCAGACGAAAUGGCCGGAUCUGAUCUUGAUGGCGAUGAAUAUUGUGUGAUAUUUGAUCAAGAAUGCUUCUUUGAGCACAACGAGGAAGCAAUGGUGUUUCCGAAAACGAAAUCUGCACAAAUUAAAGAAAUUCCUACGACUGAGGCUAUGGUUUCAUUUUUCGUGCGCUAUCUUACCCAGGAUUCAAUUGGGCGUCUCUCGAAUGCUCAUUUGACUGCAUCCGAUUACUAUGGACUUUUUGCAGAUGUUUGUGAAUCGAUUGCUAGAAAAUGCUCAAUUGGGGUUGAUUUCCCCAAGUCUGGAGUGCCAGCAGAUAAUUUACAGCUCGAUGAACUGGUGGAUUGCUCUCCCGAUUACAUGGAACACCGAGGAAAGCCUCAAUAUUUGAGCAAAUGGUUGAAUGGUCAACUCUAUCGGAAAGUGAAGAAAAUUGCGGACAUCAUCGAACAAGUUGACUGUUCAAAAUCGCCAUUUGAUGACGACACUGAUGACAUGCUGAUACCAGAGAAAUUGGAUUGUUUUGCGAAUGAACGCAAUCAUGAGGGGCAAAUUAGACAACUCAAGAAAGAAUAUUCAGCACGAAUGCAGGCGCUUCUCGAUGAAUAUGGAAUCGGCGAUGAAGCACAGAUCGUAUCGGGACACAUCCUUUCGUUAAAGCGUUUAACACAGAUGGAACGAGACGACUAUUCUUUCUUUCACACCGAUAAAAUUGUCGAGAUGCGAUAUGCGGCCAUCUUUGAUCAUUUUCGGAAACAAUUCUUUAAGGAGUUUGGUCAAGAAGAAGAUUUUAUUCAAGACAACGGGAAAGGAAAGACGAUUGUUCACUGUAUGGAAGCAAUGGAACGGCGAGCAAUUCAAUGGUAUGCCGUGGCGUAUGAUCGAGAAUGUGGCAGAUCAUUUCUCUCCUUUGGAUGGAUCGUUUGGGAUGUUUUGGCAAGCGCAAAAAGGACUCGGGCUUUUAGCGCUUUAUCUGAGCAUGCACUCCAGCCGAACACUUUUGAACGAUCAAAGAUAUGCGCACUUUUGUCAAAAAAAGCCCGUGAAAUGCGACAAAUGGAUCCGGAUUUUAUGCCUGCUAUGGAGAAGCACGAGUUGGUCAAACGCUAUGCAAGUGCUUAUGGAGAUGGGGUUCUCGACAUGUUUUACAUAUUGCACCGAUGGAUUGAAAAGAAGUCGAUCGAGAAAAAUUGCAAGUUGGGUUUCCGUCAAUUAUCUCGUCUGCUUGUCCAAUAUUGUCAUGGUUCUUUGCAUGGAUCAGGUCAUGAAACCGAUUCGAUGCCCUCAUUCAUUUUCAAGAAAAAGGUGAUGUUUGACACGAAAUUCGAGAAAACAGAUGAGCGUAAAGAAUUGGAAAUACCUGGCGAAAUGUUCAUUAAUUUCAUUCGAUAUAUCGGAUCGAGUGCUUUUGCUAACGUGGAAUUCAUUGAUUUGGAUCUGGAUGAUGGAUCGCCGGGAACGUUUUUCAUAUUUAACCCCGAAGAAUGGACCCAUUUAAGUCAAAUAGCCUAUAAAACAAUUCAUCAUGUGGCGGUGUCGGGGAGAUUCAAUUGGCUGGGAAUCGGUUCGCAAUAUGACACGAAGAGAUUUGGUGAACAAACGCCAAGAGAAGCACGUGAAGUCGAAUCGGAGAGAGCAGAAACACAAGAACCAAUCAUUAUUCGACAGGAAGUGCUUAAUGGCAUCUCUAGCGACGGAUUUGUGGAAGCAAUUCAAAAAUGGUCUGGUUGUGAUGUAAUUCGAAGUCGCAGUGUGCAGAAUCGAUUGUUGGUUUCUGCUGUUGGAUCGGUGGUUGCAAGGCAAAGACUCGUCCGACUUCUUCUCAUGCAUCCACAAGAUUUAAGAGAAGCUAUUCGGGAGGGAUGCCCACCACGUGAUGCUCUUGAUGGUACAUUGGAU